This is a messenger RNA of Rasamsonia emersonii CBS 393.64, 2217 nucleotides long. RefSeq lists its product as uncharacterized. Gene Ontology annotation, molecular function: ATP hydrolysis activity; ATP binding. NCBI's taxonomy places the organism in Eukaryota, Fungi, Ascomycota, Eurotiomycetes, Eurotiales, Trichocomaceae. The record is from RefSeq and is a predicted model, not a curated record. The coding region runs from base 1 to 2217 and encodes 738 amino acids. The transcript has 4 exons.
AUGGCGUUCCCUUUCCAGACACGCUCUAUCAGCUGGUCCCCGUUCAUUCGCUCAGAAGGAAUCACACUCAAGCGCGCCAGGAGUCCAACCAGCUUGUCAGGCAGCGAAGAUGACAAAGAUGAGUUGCAGGAUAUAAUUGUGAAGAGAAGAGUCGUUGUCUGUUACAGAGAUCGGAAAGGCGGGCUCAGCACUGAAACGCACCCUGACCGGCCCGGUCACAACGUGCCCACCAAAGUUUUCAAGGAAGUUCCUCACCUGAUCGUGUAUCGCGAACUGGAUGAGAACGGUGAAAUGUGUAGAAGAUAUCUGGACAUUAACUCCUGGUCCUUCAUACAACUCUUGCGUCAGGUUGAGAAAUUUACCGUCCAUUCACAAAGCCAGGAUUCAAUGUCCACGGAUAUUCGAUUUGUGGAGCCUUUCGUCGAUCUGUUCUAUCGCCGUGAUGGCCUCCGUGGAUACGUCGAGAGCGUUGAUCCAACUACACCUGAGAUGAGUGUCGACGUAAGAGAGAACAUGGCUUGCGCCACCCAGAUUCUUCAACUCCUUGACAACGAAUUCUCAUUUAUCGGGAACACUCUAGACAGUUUUGACUCAUCACAACCACCUAGCAGCAUAAAUUAUACCGACCUUUGGAUGAUUUAUCGCCCAGGAAAGCCUGUUUUUGGCAUUGCGGAUGACGGUGAGCCGAUUUGCUUAAUGGUAGACUCCGUUGUUUUUGAAAUACCGGGUCCCAGGUCGGAGGUGGUGUCUGUUAAGAACAUGGUGACAUUGCAUUGCUGGGCGAUAGACUACGAUGGACAGCGCUUCCGCCGCCGAGGAUACUCAAUCGUUCUCGGACCCUUUGUUGGGACGAUGGAGAUCUCCAAUCUGCCCUGGCUACCGGAACGGUUUCUGAAAGAUGCUGACAAGAUCAAGGCUACUCUGAAGACAAGAGGCCGGGCUUUCUGGGACAUGCAGGGCCAGAGUUAUCGCCAACUGAGAGAUGACCCUCAAUCGGCGUUGGAAAGUGACGAAGCCAUCAGAGUCAUGGUCGACGAAGCGAUGUAUCGAAGUUUACGGGCUCGGGACACCGACGCGGCAAUGGGAUCUCCCCUGUACGAGGACGACAAUAUAAGCCAUGUUGCCCACGUUGACGGCAUACCAGGGGGUGUCCUUCGUGGGGCAAGAGUUCCCAUCAACGAUUUGGGAAUCAUCCCCGGGUCGAACUACUCCAAGGUUUGGUUCAAUGAGUACGACAACAUCGAUCCGGCGUCCGAGCCAGACGAAUUGGUCCUUAUGUUGUGUCCGAGAAAGGUACAUGCUUUUUGCAUGCGAGACAAACUUUGGCAUGAAUAUAGCGUCAGCAAAUUGGAACCUGUGCAGUUCCGCGAAAAUGCAUGGUCUCGGCUAGUUCUAGAACGAGAAUACAAGGACGUCGUACAGGCCAUGGUCAAGUCAUAUCUUAGCAAGACAUUCAAGUUUCAAGACCUGGUUUUGGGAAAGGGUGCUGGACUUGUCAUCCUUUUGCAUGGACCUCCUGGCGUUGGAAAGACACUCACCGCAGCCGGCGACCUUGGAACGAAUCCUCACGAAUUAGAAUUGAAGCUAUCUACCAUCUUUGACUAUGCGGUCAGAUGGAACGCAAUCUUGUUACUCGAUGAGGCCGAUGUCUUUCUCCAAGAUCGUGACUAUGAGAAUCUGAGUCGCAACGCCUUAGUAUCCAUCUUUCUCCGAACUUUGGAAUACUUCAACGGCAUUAUGUUCCUUACCAGCAACCGCGUGGGGGCCUUAGAUCAAGCCUUCCAGUCCCGCAUCCACAUUACGUUAGGAAUUCCAGAGUUCGACUGGACUCGCCGUAAAGACGUCUGGGGGAUCUUCAUCAAAGACCUGGGUCGCAAGCGUCCCGAUGGCUCCCCUCCCCUUUUGACACACGACGAGUGUCGCGAACUGGGCCGCGAGGUUGUGGCGUCAUGGGCCAAGGAACCGAUCAACGGACGGCAGAUCCGAAAUUGCGUGCGGAGUGCUCUCGCAUUAGCUGCGGACAAGGGGGAGAAAUUGAGUGCGAAGCACUUCAAUACAGUGAUCCAACUAGGCAACACUUUUACGCAGUAUAUGAAGAGGUUGCAGAAGGCAGAGUCGGAGGAGAUUGCCCAAAUGAAAGGUGACCGACUGGCAACGAUGCGGGAUAUUAUGAUGGAGACAACCCGGAGGGAGAACGAAAAUCACGGUGGGCUGUGA